Molecule: messenger RNA, 4029 nt
Organism: Pungitius pungitius (ninespine stickleback)
Lineage: Eukaryota; Metazoa; Chordata; Actinopteri; Perciformes; Gasterosteidae
Gene: slc24a3
Product: solute carrier family 24 member 3
Exons: 17
Coding region: 149-2110 (653 amino acids)
Biological process (GO): intracellular calcium ion homeostasis; calcium ion transmembrane transport
Cellular component (GO): plasma membrane
Molecular function (GO): calcium, potassium:sodium antiporter activity; calcium channel activity
Source: RefSeq, a predicted model, not a curated record
CGGUGACACUCGUGUCUUCCCUCGUCGAGCAACUUCAGUGUCCGCGCAGCACGUCUCUCCGUCCGCGUCCUCCUCGCCCGUUUCUCCUGCUUCAGCGCCCAUCGCGGCGGGGGGGUUGGGCCGGAACGCUCGCCCAAAGAAGAGCGCCAUGGCCGGCGCGGGGGUUCAAGGGAUGCCGGAGACGGCCGCCGGACGAGGAGGAGGAGGAGGAGAAGGAGGAGUGAUGCUGAACCGACGGAGGAGCAAAGCCAGGCGGAGGAAGCGAAAGGAGUUGUUCGCCAUCCAGAUGUGCUUCGCGGGGGUGCUGCUGGGGCUCGUCGUAGGGUUCAAGUCCGUGGCACAGAAAGCAGGAUAUACAAUUUCAAGCUCCGUGGGUGAGCAAGGGGAGAGGUGGGAAAGCCGUCACCUCCUGCAGGAGGUCUACGACAACGAGUCGAAUCCCUACGAGCCCACAAAGAACUGCACUGAACCAGCCAUCCACGAGUUCCCGAGAGAUUUCUUCACCCCCAAGGAACGUGCUGAUGGAGCAGUGGGCCUUCACGUCCUUUGUGCGGUCUACAUGUUCUAUGCCCUGGCCUUGGUGUGCGAUGACUAUUUCGUCCCGGCGCUGGAAAAGAUUUGCGAGCGUCUUCAACUGAGUGAGGAUGUCGCAGGAGCAACUUUCAUGGCAGCGGGCAGCUCCGCCCCUGAGCUGUUCACCUCCGUCAUUGGAGUUUUCAUCACAAAAGGGGACGUCGGGGUCGGCACCAUUGUGGGCUCGGCCGUCUUCAACAUCCUCUGCAUCAUUGGAGUGUGUGGGAUAUUUGCUGUACAGACGAUACAUCUCACCCGCUGGCCUCUGCUCAGAGACUCGACAUAUUACACUCUGUCCAUCUCUGCUCUCCUAGUGUUCAUAUAUGACGAAAAAGUGGUCUGGUGGGAAGCUCUGACUUUGAUUCUCAUGUAUUUCGUCUACAUUUUAAUUAUGAAAAUGAACUCUCACAUUGUCCGUUUCCUGGAGAGGCAGAAGAAGAACUCGUCCAGUUUGAGGAACGGAGCGGCUAACAGCGGCGAGCUAGACGACGGCUGUGAUGCUACCGCUGUCCUGUUGAAGAAAGCUAACCACCACAGGAAGCCGUCAGUGCUGAUGGUGGAUGAGCUGCUGUCGGCUUACCCCCACCAGCUGUCCUUCUCCGAGGCCGGCAUGAGGAUCAUGAUCACCAGCCACUUCUCUCCGAGAACCCGCCUCACGAUGGCCUCCCGGAUGCUCAUCACCGAGAGGCAGCGGUUAAUCAACACGCGGACUUUGACCAACGGUGACUCCGAAAUUCCUGUCAAAGGAGGAAGCAGGCGGGGAGUCGAAAACGGGCUGUCCGGAGCCGAGAGGGGCAGCGGUGUUCACCGUGACGACCGGGAGGCGGGCAGUGAGACGGAGAAUGAGGACAAUGAGAACAACGAGAAUGACGAGGAGGAAGAGGAGGAGGAUGGAGGGGGGCCUUUAGUGCCCUUCCAGUGCCCAGCUGGCUGGAGCAACAAGCUGAAGUGGCUGUUGGCCUGGCCUCUGUGCCUGCUGCUGUACUUCACUGUCCCCAACUGCUCCACGCCUCGCUGGGACCAAUACUUCAUGCUGUCAUUUGCCUGCUCCACCCUGUGGAUCGCCGCCUUCUCCUACGUUAUGGUCUGGAUGGUGACAGUGAUAGGCUUCACACUCGGCAUCCCAGACGUCAUCAUGGGGAUCACCUUCCUAGCGGCCGGCACCAGCGUCCCUGAUUGCAUGGCCAGCCUAAUAGUGGCACGACAAGGAAUGGGAGACAUGGCUGUUUCCAACUCUAUUGGCAGCAACGUGUUUGACAUCUUGGUGGGUCUUGGCCUCCCCUGGACCCUGAAGACCCUGGCUAUCAACUACGGCUCCGUGAUCAAACUGAACAGCAAAGGACUGAUUUUCUCCGUGGGGCUCCUGCUCGGGUCUGUGUUUCUGACUGUCCUAGGAGUUCACCUAAACAAGUGGACGUUGGACAAGCGCCUGGGUUUCAUUUGUCUCCUCCUCUACUCGAUCUUCCUGUGUUUCUCCUGCCUCAUCGAGUACAACAUCUUCACCUUUGUUAACCUGCCAACCUGUCGGGAUGAAUGAGGCGCACACAAACACACUGAUAUAAAUACGUCGCAUACACUCUGCAAAAGUGGUGUUUGCAAUGAGUCCCAAGUGAAGCACGGAAUACGGAUGUGGCGGUGUCCAACGAUAGAGUGACAGUCAGAAAGUGUAUUUCUAGAUCCAAUCCGAGUGACAAUCAUUCCCAAAAACCAUUUGACACUGGUCCGAUUCAGUUUCCUGCUGCUCUCCUGUUUUACGAGAAGAGGUCUCACUCUGUUCUUUUUUCCCAGACCCCUGUUUUUCGUCUGUGUGGAGCAGAGAUGGUAAAUGACUUGACUUUACACAAGCCCUCAUAUGGUACAGGGCAGUGGACAACAGCCACAACAACAACAGAAAAAACUACACUUCUCAUGUAAAAACCUUUAUUUUGAAAACCGCCUGUAUGUAGGUGUGAAAGUAUUGUUUACUAGGAGAGACGUGUCUUUUGGCUUCAACUAGCUGAGAGUAAUAAUUAUAAAUUAAAUGAGCAACAAUGUAAUUUUUGGGGAGGCCAUGGGGACAGAUAAUGUUGUUUAAACAAAGUGUCUUUAAGCUUCAAACCGCAACCGUUAUGCAGAGGAGUACAUUUACUCUAUCUUGGAUAAUAGAGAUUUUGUGGUAAUAGAUAUAAAAACUUUCUUGAGUGAUUUUGUAAAGAACACAUUCCAACCAGGGCAUUAUUCAGUCACCUUUGAUGAAUUAACUUCAAUAGCAUCACAGCUGUAGCCUCUAUGUUUUGUACUGGAAAUUAAUUAUUAUAAUUAUGAGAUGUGUUCCCUCGCUCCCCUUCUGUAAAUAGCACACCUGUGUAAAUAUCCCCCAGAUGUCAUAUUUAAAAUUUAUUCGUCUCAUACGCACAUUUUUACUCCAGAGAUGACAGAAAACCCAGGCAGGUGUUAUUUAUGGCUUUGCUUAAAUUCACACCCAAGAUCUUCAUAGACGACCAGUCGUGUAAAACAAGCACAAUUUUCUCUGAAGGUUUUCGUCUCGUUGAUGUGUGUGUUUGUUGAAAAAAAACACAAUUCAAACAUGCACUGAAGAGCUUAAAAUAACGGUUGCUUACCUUUAUUCAUGCUGAUUAUGAGGAUAGCAUCCUUGUAAUAUGAAGCAGGUUUGUAUGAAUUUAUCGGGUUCAGGUCUUAAUAAGGAAGCAAGUGCUUCAGUCACCGUUUGGGGAUUUGUGGAGAGCUGGACAGAAAAUAAGCCCCAGAUUUUUCUCUCUAAUGAAAGUGACUGACCAAUUAAACUUAAAAGUGGUGGCUGAAUCGUUUAUAUUGGUAAGUUGGAGGAGGUCUUAAAAGAUGAAGUAGAGCAGUAGAGUAAAGGUGCAGUAUAAAGCACCAGGACUUUUAUCCCACCCCUAAUACUUUCAGGUUGGUGGUUUCAACUUACUUUGCAUUUUUUAAUGUCUACAUUUGUCCAAAUAGGUUUGUGGUAAAACAAAAAAAAGGUAUAAAUAUUCCUAUAGUUUUUAAGAGCAUGUAAAAUGUGGUUUGUGAAAACCCCAACGAGGAUUUUGUUAUUCCACUGCCGGAGCGAGCCAAAGUCACACUAUUCCUCUGAGACGUCCACCAGGCACGGAGGACAUGGACAUCCAUUCUCACAGCAUCCAUUCACCGUAAAGAGAUCUUUGGUGGGGGUGGAUUUAAGAUAUUUGCUAAAAAAAAAUCAAUUCUGAUUAGUUUCAGGGAUAUUUUUAAUUUAUUGAUCUGUAAUAUGAAAUAUAUUUUAUGUGUUUGGGAUGUAAAAAUAAAUUAUUGUUUUUGGUAUAUAUAUAGUAAAUAUUCAUAUUAAUUUAUUUAUUUCAGAGACACAUGUGGAGUACUCUACGCUGUGACCGGAAAACAGGGUUUAAAUGUUUCGAAAAUUGUACAAUGCAAUACUUAUGGGCAUAUACAAAUUCUGUAAAUAUGCCACUA